AUUAAAAUUCCAUUUUAAAAGGAAAUUCGUCUAAAUGAGGUGACGAAUUCGAAAGAUGUUUAAAGGUAAAAGACACUUCUAUCAUGUGAUCGUACAAAUUUCAUAAUUCUAGGAUUUCUUUCAUAACUGUAUCUUAUGUUUUUACGGAAAAGACAUUUUUGAACAACCGUUAUAUACACUUUUUUAGUGCAUUGAUUUAAUGAGUAUUCCCUUCAAAUGUGGACGGUUAAUUGUACAAUUUUACCUAGUGCCAUGGAUACAAAUGUUAUUUACAGCAUUAAUCUUACAGUAGAAUACUCAGGAGUCACAAGUAAUUGGUGAGGAUUCUAACCUUAACCGAAUGAAAACCCACUUUUUUUUUCUUGAAGAUUCCCACUUGAGCUGAUGACAUAAACUCCAUUUUUUGCUCACUUUUUUGACGGUAACGGAGGGAAUCUCACAAAAUUGUCCUGCUUCCUAGUUGAAGUGUUUCAUCAGAUUCCUCCCAUAAAUUCCCUCUCCUCUAAGUAUGGACACUAUAAAUACUCCCUCCUCGUACAUUUUCCUCCAUCAUCGGAGCUCCAUUUUCUCUCUGAAAAAAAAAACCACUCAUUUUCCUUCACUUUUCCCUUCUGUGAAAAAUGGCGCUACGUAGAUCAAUUUCCAAGCGUUUAUUCUCUUUCAACCAUUUCAAGUAUGACAACAAGUUACCACAUGUCGGAAUUCCCGAACACUCCUCCCCGGCGAUCAAAUCCUCCUUGCUGGACUCCACCGGCGUUGCCCUAAAAACAUUGCCGGAAUUCUCCAACACCGGCUUGUUCCGCCGCUUCAUUCAACAGAAGAGAGGGAUCAACCAAGCCGCUCCGACCAAGUUGCCGGAGUUCCUCUCGAUCCCCGUGGGCGACAAGCUGAGGGAGAAAUUAAAGUCCCUCAAUGUUUCCGGAGAACGGGUUCGGUUCGAUGGAGUCUUGCAUCAGGCCCCGCCGGUGCCGGAGCUGGGUGGAAUCACCAUUACCGAUGCCAAGAAAAUUCUAAGGUCAGCUCAGCUGGAAAAGAUACGGUUAGUACUUAAAAAUAUUCCGGCCAACUCCAUACCGUACAGUGAUUACUUAAACAUCUGCGGGGAAGCAUGUGAUCAGAAUCGUGAACAAGCAACGGAAUUUGCUAAGAAACUGGAUGAAGCCGGAAGCGUCAUCGUCGUCGGCAACGUUGUAUUCCUUCGUCCCGAUCAGGUGGCAACAUCAAUAGAGCAAAUGAUCUCACAAACAGUGGCUAUAACAAAUGAUCCAAGGAGAAAGGAAUUAGAUGAGAUGGAGAAGCAAAAGGCGAUAAUCGACCAAAAAGCCGAGGCACUUGUAAAGGGAGAGUUGUACUGUGGGCUGGGCUUUUUGGUGCUUCAAACACUGGGCUUCAUGAGGCUUACUUUCUGGGAGCUGAGCUGGGAUGUAAUGGAGCCCAUCUGCUUUUUCGUGACAUCUCUUCACUUCGCACUUGCUUAUGGUUUUUUUCUGAGGACAUCUACAGAGCCCAGUUUUGAAGGGUUCUUCAGGCGUCGUUUUAAGGCAAAGCAGAGGAAGUUAAUGAAGGUUCACAAUUUUAAUGUAGAGAAAUACGAGGAUUUGUGUCGGGUAUUUUAUCCUUCCUAUUACGAGAAUCAAGCAUGGCCGUUGAAACAAAUGAACAAAAACAACGAUCAUGGUAGAGGAGCAGCCUUGAGUUCAGUUUAGGAUUAACUGUAUAUAUCCCGUGACAAAGUUUGCAAAGUCACGUGUUAGCUCUAAUUAGGGAUUUGGAGUCCAGUAAAUUAAAAGUUCGACUUCUAUUUUGGGACGGUAAAUGAAUAAUAUAUCUUAAUCAUAGUUACUUUACUAACGAUGGUUAUAGAAUUUACUAACAAGAUACACCAAUUAAUUCUUUUUUCUCAAUAGUAAUAUUGUAUCUGCUGACAUGAUUCAUAAGAUAAGAAAGAUGAAACAAAUCGAUUGUAUGAAAAUAAUUACUCCA
Molecule: messenger RNA, 1983 nt
Organism: Oldenlandia corymbosa var. corymbosa
Lineage: Eukaryota; Viridiplantae; Streptophyta; Magnoliopsida; Gentianales; Rubiaceae
Source: the annotation of a GenBank genome assembly